AUGUCAGAUAAAUUUGUUCCAUAUUAUUUAUGUGAUAUUAACAAUCCUCCAGCUCAUCUUGAUGACAAUCAAAAAUCGAAUUGGACACCAUUUGAUAUACCAACAUCACUUUAUCAAAUUAUACAUGUAAAUAAACAUACAACAGCUGAAACAAUGCAAAAAUUAAUUAAUGAUGCACGAAAUUGUAAUGAAUUUACAUUUGAUACUGAAGGUGAAAAAUCAACCAAACAAUUAACAUUAAUUCAUUUACAAAUUAAAUAA
Rotaria sordida is the source of this 261-nucleotide messenger RNA. The record is from the annotation of a GenBank genome assembly. Lineage: Eukaryota; Metazoa; Rotifera; Eurotatoria; Philodinida; Philodinidae.